AUGGGAAACACUCAGGUGAAAUUUAACCCAAGAAAGCUUCAUUCAAGCUUAAAAAUGAGUUCUAUCAGAAUUGGUAUUCUUAAAAACAAGAUCAUCGGCAAAAACUCUCAAUUAAGAGACGAAAUCGCUGGGUUUCUACGAAGUUGGCAAUACAUUAAAAUGGCGACACAAUUCAACCUACCCUAUUGGCGCAGCCUUAUGGCUACAGUGAGCUGGGACAGACUCCGAGCAGAGAAUCAAGUGCAGACUCAAGGGAUGUGUAUCAGGGUAGGUUUUGACUGCUUUUCUGUUGUUGGAAAUGGAGACGCUCAAUAAAGUCCUUUUUAUACGAGGACCCAUGGGCAUUCUUCUACAAGAAACUGGGCGUUCGGCACAGUCCACAAGGAAAAUAGGCUUUUUCCUUAAGCUGUCGAAGAAAGCAAUUUGGCGCCAAACACACUUCAAGGAUCCAUGGAGUCAAGCUACUUUAAUCGCCAGUAGUAGCAGAAAUCCAUAAGAACUCAAGACUUAAGACUCAAGGCAAGGAGGGGUAUCGGAAGUGGCACAGACCCUCUAGACUGGAGUCGAAAAGCGUUAGAGCCUCCCACAUGGGAGAUUUUUGAUGACUGUGUCACCAAUAUGGCUAACACAUAAAUUUUAAUAAUCCUAAUUCUUCGAAGUGGCCAAGAAGAGAUGGCAAGCAUAAAAGUUGAAGGUUACAUUAACAACGAAAAUCUCUUGAUGGCAUUAGAAGUCAUAAAUUUACUCUGUCUCCAGUGCUGCGAAAGAAUCCAGCAAUUCAGGGGAGCAAAGGAAUGUCCAACCGAUAUAAGAACUGCUGUUGAAUCUAUUAUUUACGCAGCUAAUAGAGUAGACUGCAAAGAAUUAAUAGAAGCUCGUCAGCAGUUCACCGCAAAAUUUGGUGUGGAAUUUUCAAAGAAAGCCAAUUUUGAUGAAAAUCAUCUUGUAAAUAAAAUGAUUAUUGAAAAAUUAACUGUGACUGUUCCUUGUGAGGAGCUUAAAUUAGUGAAAAUUCAGGAAAUUGCUGCAGCAAAAAAGGUGGAUUAUGUGACAAAAGACCAAGCGAAAAAUGUAAGUGAUAUGCAGAUGAUGAAAUUUAAUAAUUACCAGUAUGUUCCUAAUGCUCCUGAUCUUAACUCAAGACCUGGAAGCCAGCAAGUUGAUAGACCAGCUUCAGGGCAAAAGCCAAAUGGAAACUCUAACCAGUUCCCAUCACCAAAAUCAAAUGGUGGUGCAAAUCAGUUCCCAUCUCCAAAAUCUAAUGGAGGCUCUAAUCAAUUCCCAUCACCAAAAUCUACUGGAGGCUCUAAUCAAUUUCCGUCAUCAAAACCUAAUGGAGAUCCUAAUCAAUUUCCGUCUCCUCCAACUGAAUUUCCAAGCCAAGGGAAUUAUCCUGAUUUUAAAGGUUCAAAUUAUUUGGACUCAAUGGAAGACAGAUUUAGAAAUCUAAAAUAA
Messenger RNA from Blepharisma stoltei, 1455 nucleotides. Lineage: Eukaryota; Ciliophora; Heterotrichea; Heterotrichida; Blepharismidae. The record is from the annotation of a GenBank genome assembly.